Chilo suppressalis (striped riceborer) is the source of this 2872-nucleotide messenger RNA. The record is from the annotation of a GenBank genome assembly. NCBI's taxonomy places the organism in Eukaryota, Metazoa, Arthropoda, Insecta, Lepidoptera, Crambidae.
CUAGUGUAUCAAUGGGCGGCCUUAUCGCUAAGAGCGAUCUCUUCCAGGCAACCUUUGGAUGGAGAGGACUAGAAGGAAGUUGGAGAGAAGGCGGCGUAAAUCACUUGAGUGAAAUAGGUAAUAAUAUAUACAUACAUAUUAAUAAAAAUAUACAAUAUAUAUACUCUUAUAUAAAAUACAUACACAAAAAUAAACAAAUCUAGUUCAAGAAAUCACAAAAAAAAACGAAAGUUUUAUAAUGAUAAUAGGACUAAACAAGGUUUUUAAAAGCGUGAAUGAAUUCCGCACGUCUUAUGGUAAGUGGGAGAGAGUUCCACAGAUGUACGGCAAGUACUGCAAACGAACGGCUAUAAAAAGAUGUGCCGUGUACAGGAGUCAUGAGAGUAAGAUUUUCUGAUGACCUAAGGGAUACCGUGUUAGAAGUAUGAAGGAAAUUAAAACAUUCCUUAAGAUAGCGCGGGGACUUAGGAUUGAACAAUAUGUUGUAAAGGAGAGCAAGAAUAUGAGUAUUCCGGCGAAGACGUAUAGGUAGCAACUUGAGCUGCGAACGAAAUUGAGAAACGUGAUCAUAUUUGCGCAAGCCAAAUAUGAAGCGGAUACAAAAGUUUUGAAGUCGCUCAAGCUUAUUUAGUUGGUCCUCCGUAAGAUCAAGAUAGCAGACGUCAGCAUAAUCAAGAAUGGGUAGCAACAAAGACUGUGCUAAGGUAAUUUUGGUAAUGAUGGGUAGGAAAUUACGUAGUCUCCUAAGUGACGCAGCUGAGGUAAACAAUUUGCGGCUGACCCCAGCAUCUGUGGACCCCAGCUCAAAUAAUUGUCGAAUGUUAACCCCAAGUUUUUACCGACGCGCUAAAAGGAACAUUAUUACCAGCCAGUUGGAUAUUGGGUAUUGACUGCCAGUCUACUCUAUCUAUCAUCCUAAAACUACGUAAGUAGUUCUAGGAUUCCAAGACUACUAGCAUAAUAGUAGAUUAUGCUAGUAGUCUUGGAGGGAUUCAUUUCUAAUCCAAAGGAUUUGCUCCACUCUGAAAUCGUAAGUAGAUCGGUAUUAGUAGCUCGCACCGCAUCUCCAAGUUGACCAAGUGAUGCUUGGCGAUAGAUUUGGAGGUCAUCUGCAUAUAGGUGGUAGGAAGAAGAAAUAUUAUUUGAAACAGAGUUGAUUAAGACAGCGAAAAGAAGAGAUAAAACGCCGCCUUGAGGAACACCAGCAGUCGCGUCGCUUCAUGAAGAAAAUUUCUCCUCGAGGCAAACGCGCUGCCUGCGCUCAUACAGAUAACUGUGAAACCACUCAAUCACUGAUGGAGAUACGUUAAGAGAGUGCAGCAAUUCCAGAAGAACGUCAAAAUUGACGGUAUUAAAAGCAUUGCUGAAGUCCAACAGUGUUAAUACCGUAAUUAGAGCAUUAUCCAUCCCAAGGCGUAUAUCAUCUGUUACUUUGAGCAGAGUAGUCGUUGUACUAUGGCCGGGACGGAAACCAGAAUGAAAAGGAUUAAAGAGAUUGUGACGAGAUAGGAACAUAUUAAAUUGAUUGUGGACGAGGCGUUCAAGGAUGGGGCGAAAAUCGGCAGUAGAUGUAGGGUUCGAUUUUUUAGGGAGUGGGAUAAUUUGGGCUUCCUUCCAAACUGACGGAAAGAUAGCAUUGCAAAUCGAACUGUUAAAUAGGAAAGUAAGGACAGGAAGAAUGAUAUCUAGGAUUGGUAUUAACAUGAUGUCAUCACAAAACGUAACGUGCGGACGUGUUUUAAAAUUUUCUCGUAUUUUGUGCUUAUUUUUGGCUAUCGCGAUGGCUAUUUACUGUCGAGCUUGUAGUAAAGAAGUGCUUGAUGGCCUAGCUAUGAAGUGUUGCAAUUCAAGAUGCAAUAAAGUGUAUGAUCUAUUGUGUCUCGGAUUUAAAGAGACAGAUUUUGAAUCCUUCACAACGGAAUACAAACGCCAGUGGGUAUGCCCAGAGUGCCUAAGCUUGAAACCAAAACGGUUGAGUAGUGAUACACCUGUUCGAACACCAGAGCAGAGGAAGAUUGCUGCUAACUCCAGUGAAACGUUACAGAAAAAUAAUGAAGUCACUUUUAUCGAUAACUUGAAACAACUACGUAUGGAACUGGUAGAUAGAUUAGAUAUGCAGGAAAAAUGUAUUUUGGAUAUUCAACAGAUGUGUUAUAUCACUAAUAUGGAACUAAAACACUUAACAACAGCAUUACAACAGGUACACACUUUGGUUGAAAAUUCUACCUUAUUAAAAAAUCAACUAAAUAUGUUAUGCGAACGUAACCAACACAUCGAGUUAUUGUUGAGCUCUGUAGCUAAGUCACAUGAUAGCAUGAGAUCUGGCACUCUAUUGGAAUAUGUAAAUAAAUCACAGAGUAACUGUGUGGCUAACACCAUUCGUACCGACGGCAUUCUGGUAACUACCCGAAACGCAGAUGUUGAUACGAAUGGUGAGGCCACAAAGUCAGCGGUUACAGAAGACGAGCAACUGAUAGAUCGUCAUUUGGAACGUACUAAUGCGGAAUCGAAGGCUUCCCCCAAGGGUAAGAAGAAUGAGUGGAUCACAGUUCACAGGAAAACUGCCAAAAAGUCGAUGACGGACAGGAAUACGCAUGAACAAAUAAAAGCCAUUGGAAGUUCCACUAAAGGGUUGCCUAAUCUUGAUCAGUCUGACAAUCGAAAUCGGCAGAGGAGCAGCAAUGAGGUGACACAAACUACCAGGCGAUUGACAAAUGUGCAACCUAAGGUGUGUGGCAAUUUUGGCACCGGGAGUUACUCUGAUAAAAAGAAGGAAAGGACAAAAUCUUAUUAUAUGUUUGUUGACGACUCUGAUUCUUCAGCAACCAGUGAUAAUGUUAAUACUACUACAAUAGAUCUGGAAACACUAUAA